Molecule: messenger RNA, 1055 nt
Organism: Camellia sinensis
Lineage: Eukaryota; Viridiplantae; Streptophyta; Magnoliopsida; Ericales; Theaceae
Product: zinc finger A20 and AN1 domain-containing stress-associated protein 8
Molecular function (GO): DNA binding; zinc ion binding
Source: RefSeq, a predicted model, not a curated record
GAUCAUAGCUCACCCCUGCUCUUCACUUUGCCUUUAUAUAACAAAUCUCUGAUCCUUAGCCUCUCCGCUCAGAGCCUCAGGCGAUUUCCUGUUCGCCCUAGGGGGGUAGGAAGGGCGAGCAAUUACGAAAAAGCUGCCUCCUUUGCGAACAGGAAAGUCAAAAUGGAGCAAAAUGAGACAGGAUGCCAAGUUCCUCCAGAUGCUCCCAUGCUUUGCGUCAAUAACUGCGGAUUUUUUGGAAGUGCAGCAACCAUGAACCUGUGUUCCAAGUGCCACAAGGACUUGAUGUUGAAGCAACAACAGACUAAACUUGCUGCAUCGUCUAUUGGGAGUAUUGCAAAUGGUGGGUCCGGCAGCCCUGGGAAGGAGCCUGAUUCUGCCAUAACAACUGUUCAUGUAGAUGCUGGUUCAUCAGAUUCCAUGAUUGUUUCAAUGCAAGCGUCUCAUGAAUCAUUACUAAAUGAGAAUAAUGUGAUAGUUAAAGAAGUUCCACCAAACAGGUGCAGCGCUUGCAGGAAGCGUGUUGGCUUAACUGGUUUCAAUUGCCGAUGUGGUAACCUCUUCUGUGCAGUUCAUCGCUACUCUGACAAACAUGACUGCCCCUUCGACUAUCGGUCUGCUGCUCAGGAUGCUAUAGCCAAAGCCAACCCUGUUGUGAAGGCUGAAAAGCUUGAUAAGCUCUAGGAGAGGAGUCUUAUCUUGGACUAAAAACUUCGUAUCAACUGCAGUAUUCUUGUUGGUCAGUUCUCUUGUUAGGUGUCCCUAUAAUUGGUAUAAUGUUUCAAGGUAUGAAAGUUGGGGCAUCUCUCUACCCGGAACAACUUUGUGUUCUUGUUUGUUGGCGAGGAUGUAUCAUUUGGCUUCAGUGUGCAGCAGCAGUAGUACUUGUUUGUUUGUGCUGGUUUGAUGGAUAUUUCAGUGGUUAGUUUUUACUUUUUACUCUUUUACUUUUCUCAACUGGUAUCUGUAUUUUGAUAAACUUACAUGUAGUCAGUUUAUGCAGAAUUCAAAUGACAUAAAUCAUCUAUGAAUGAAUAGUUAUUUACACCUCGUAA